AUGUCACCAGGAGGUGCAUACCGAAACCAAAUUGACUACGUGUUAAUUGACACCAGAUGGCGCUCAUCCAUUACUAAUGCCAAGACACUACCCGGAGCGGACUGCGGAAGCGAUCAUCAGUUGCUGGUUGCGGAGUUUAAAGCCCGGCUCAAAGUCGUCUAUAAAGCCAGUAACAACAAAACACUGCACAUGCACGCUGAUGCAAUAUCGCAGUUUAGGCAGGACAUGCACACUAGGCUUUUGGGAAUGGAGACGGAUUUAACAGAAUCAGCCAAUGAUAUAACCUUAAAAAAGAAUGGUCUAAGCACUGAAGAUGAUAGAAGGCACUACCGCGAGCUGCACAGAACUGUCCAAAGACUCUGCCGUAAGGACAAGGAUGCGGAAGAAGUGGACAGAGUGUGUCAAAAGAUCGAGGAGUCAUCCAACAGGGCACACACAAAAGACAUGUUCUGUAAAGUCAAGUCACUGACAAAGGACAUUAAGAUCAAGAGCUGGACAUUGGAGGAUGAUACGGGAGCUAUCAUCACAGAUCGAUACAAGGUGCUAGAACGAUGGAGGGAAUACUGCCGAGGUCUGUACGCGGCAACAGAGAAUUCAGAAGAAUUGAGAAUGAGCGAAUGCGGCGUGAGGGAGCCGGACAUUCUUCUUGCGGAGAUAGAAUGGGCCGUGGCAAGACUGAAACACCAAACUAGCGGAGGCGAUAGAGUCAGCCCAAAUGCUCAAGAACCUAGGCCCAGAGGGCACGCACAUGCUCCACUUGAUCUGUCAGAGGGUCUGGAAACAAUAUCACUGUUGUCACAUGCUAGUAAGAUACUCUUGAGCAUAAUUAAGGCAAGACUAGAAAAUUACAUCGACCGGCAUAUCUCAGAAGAACAGGCUGGUUUCGUCAAAGGAAAAGGCACACGCAAACAAAUCCUUAACGUCCGACAGCUGAUUGAGAAGAGCAGAGAAUUUAAUGUGCCAUUACUGAUGUGUUUUAUUGACUAUGCCAAAGCGUUCGACUGCGUCAGCUGGAAGAGAAUGUUCGAGGUGAUGAGAGAGAUGGGAGUUCCUGAAACACUUGAUACUCCUUGUGCAAAACCUGUACCUGGAUGGCACAUGUAG
Molecule: messenger RNA, 1104 nt
Organism: Temnothorax curvispinosus
Lineage: Eukaryota; Metazoa; Arthropoda; Insecta; Hymenoptera; Formicidae
Exons: 3
Coding region: 1-1104 (367 amino acids)
Source: RefSeq, a predicted model, not a curated record